AUGAUAGUGAUGGAUUUUGCUUCCUUCAUUCUGCCCACAGCUUUGAGUUACUCGUCUGAAAGACCCUUUGAAUCGCUUCAAAUACUUACUCCAGUUUUGUUCAGAGUUGAGACUCCUAAGCCGACACAAGCAUCGAUAUUCGUACCUCUUUUGCUACCUUGUCAUCCACGCAUCAACAAGUGA
Sphenostylis stenocarpa is the source of this 183-nucleotide messenger RNA. NCBI's taxonomy places the organism in Eukaryota, Viridiplantae, Streptophyta, Magnoliopsida, Fabales, Fabaceae. The record is from the annotation of a GenBank genome assembly.